UCCCCGCCGCCGGCGCCCGCCAACAUGGCCGCAGCCCCGCCGCCGGACCCCCGGCUGCUCCUUGCCCUGCUGCUGCUCCUGCCCCCGCCGCCCUCCCUCCUAUCCGCCGCCGCCGGGCCCGACUUGAGCCGCCGCUUCGCCGAGCGCAAGCGCUGCGCCGACCCCGACUGCAGCAUGUUGAUGUGCCGGGGGAAGGCGAUGCGGGACUUUAAGGGUCCUGAUUGUCGCUUUGUGAAUUUCAAGAAGGGAGAAGCGGUGUACGUAUAUCACAAACUAAUAGGAAAAUCAACCGAGCUCUGGGCUGGAAGUGUUGGAAGUGAUUUUGGAUAUUUUCCAAAGGAUUUACUAGAAAUAAAUCAUAAUUAUUCCAAUGAGGAGCUAGAAUUACCAACAGAUGACACAGACUUUGUUUGCUUUGAUGGUGGAAGGGAUGAUUUUGAUAACUAUAACGUGGAUGACCUUUUGAAGCCAUUGCAAGAGACAAUAGCAAAUGAAGGGGAAACUGAGUCAAGUGAUUCAGGGACGAAACCAGCUGAAGCAACUGAAAGGAGUAAGGAGAUUGAACAGGCUGAUGCAGUGGAGAUGGACAAUCUUGAGCUAAGCACAGAGGACAAGGAAGUCCUCACCGUGACAGAGGAAGCUGACAGUUCUCUUGAAAAAGGAACUGAAAAUACUGGGGGAGACCCCACUGUCAGUAGUCACGAAGAAAACUCUCAGGGAGAUGAAAUUGCACAUGAGCACUUGAAAGGAACGCUACAUGGGAAACUAAAAGGGCUAGAAAGUGAAAAUACCAAAAACACUAGUGUUCCUCAGGGUGAAACCAGUCAACUUGACCACGAGAAUGAAGAAGUGGAUGCCUAUACACUUUUAAAUAGAGAACUCUCUGUGAACUUGAAAACAAAGUUUGGCUCAACUGCUGAUGCCGUUGUAUCAGAUGACGAAGUGACUCGCCUUGUUACGUCACUGGAAGAUGAUCUGAAUGAAGGUUUGAGCAUUGAUGCUCAUGAUGCAGAGGAAGAGACAGACUUUGCAGAUCAGUCUGCAGAAAUUCCUUUGCUGUCUUUUACAGCAGAGGAAGAUGUUACAUCCCCAGUGGGUUUAGAAGAUGAUGAGAACGAUGACACUGAGUCACAAAGUUAUGAACCUGAUAAAUAUGCAAAGGGUGCUACAGAGCUAAAGAACCAAAGAGACAAUGAGGAAGAACGUGAUUCAGAUGCAUUAAUUCCUAAGGAUGCCUUCAGUAAGAGCAAGAAGUCCACUGAUGGUUUAAAUGUGGACAGGUCAGAAUCUAAACAAACAAAAGAGAAUAGGGAUGAUGUGAAACUAAUUAGUAAAAGAGAAGAAUUAGCAACAACUCAACCUGAAGAACUCCUUAGAAAGGAACUUGUAGGUACAGGAGAUCUGGGUUCAAAAGAAAAAACAAACAGAACUGAACAGUUUGAAGGGCAGCUCAGAACUGAAUCACUUACUGAAGAGCAGAAGAGUACAGCUGUGCCUGAUCCUCACACUUUGCCUCCUCCAGGAGAUGAUCUGGAGUCCAAAUCAUUUAUUCAAAGCAGGCAAGAUGCUUUAAGACAAUCUGUUGGUGAUAUCAACAGAACUCCAGAAAAAGUGCCACCUUCUCAAAUAGAAAAAUAUGAGAAAAAGUUGGAGGAUGACAUCUUGGAAGAGGUCUUGGAAAGUGAUUUAAAACACAAAAAACCAUGGGAGAAAACAAAGGAGAAAAGAAGAGCUGUGAACAAUCCUUCUGUUGAUGUUCCAGCUAAACCAGUGGAAGAGGUAAAAAAUGCAUCUCAGAGUGACUUAGGAGAUAAUGACCUCUUGAAAGAGAAACUGGAGCGUGGAAUUCCUGCUGUGGAGAAAGAAAUGCUAAGACAUGAAGAAGAUUUGAAACAAACAGGGGAGAUCAAUCAUGAAAAUCAAAACCCUACCUCUCUUAGCAAGGAACCUGAAAUGGAAAUGAAAAACAUGAAAAAAACCCCCACAGGGGAGGCACACUUGAGCCAUAGAGGAGCUAUUGAGCAACCUGGGCCAUGGGAAAAUGCGACUGAGUAUUCAGAGGCAGAUGUGAAUGAAGAGCUUUCAAGAAAUCUUGGCAAGGUGACAGCAUUUGAUGAAAACACUGAAAAAAGUUCCUCAGAAGAAAAAUCGAAAAGCACUAAGCAGAAUACUGGUACAGAGAAUCUUACUCUGCAAGGAACUGAGGAUGCAGAUCCAGACAGAAAUCUUGGCACAAGUUUACUGAAAGAAAGAACAUUAAGAGCAGAAUUGUCAUCUGAAGAGCCAGAAGAUGACCCUGGCUUGAAACAAGCAGAGGAAGAGCUGCUGGAAGAUGAGAACGCUGCAAGUGCAAAGCUGUCACAAGCAAGGGCUGCAAAUGUACUGGGUGACACCCUAAAUGUUAAAAGGUCAAACCCUGAAUUAGAAGCACUAAGUGAAGCUGUUCCCAGAGCUGCAAAUCCUACUUAUGAAACAGGAGAAGAAACAAACUCAUUUUCCAAGGAGGCUAAAAAAAUCAUCCACAUGCAAGAUGCAAAUGAGACUGGGAACAAAGAAGUUGAGGUACCAGUGAGAAAAGAUGCUGAAGAGGAUGAGAUAGAACAUGUCAUGGAAAAUGAAGAUGAUGAUGAUGAUGAGUCUUCUGAAGCUGAGGAACCACCAGCUGUGGAAGAAUAUAUCCACUCUCCUGACACACAAUCUCCUGACACAAAACCCAAUGAUCUUAACCAAAGGGAGGAUCAUCUUCCAGAGGGGGUUUCACAGAAAGACUCAAAAGAGGUGCAAAUCUUAGAGCAUACAAGAAAUGACCACGGGCAAUCUGCCCAUUCCCCCAGUCCUGCAGACAGCUCAGCAGCCACCAAUGACACUGUAACAGACUUCAGCGAGUCUGUGAAGCGGCUUGCAAUCAUGAGAGAGUUUCUGGAUGAAAAACGUGUGACACGCUUGCAGAAAUACCUUGGGCUUCAGCAUACACAAAGGAUAGAAGCCAUGAUCCAUGACAUGAAGGUAGAGAUGGAGCUUGCUCGGAAGGCAAGCCAUAAUAACGAAGAGAUAGAGAAAGCUUUGGACCAGAUACUUGAGUUUUCAGAAUCCAGCAUUAUGGAUGUUGUAGGAAAAGUUCUGGAUUCCAGAGUGGCAGAAAAUAAAGAGGAGGUGGUGAAAGAAAUGGAUUUGUAUGAUGAGGAGAGUGCCCUGAUGGAUGACAUUCAAGAAUUAAUAUAUACUUUAAGGAGUAAAUACUCAUCUGCAAGUGAGAGUGUCCCACUUGCAUCUAUUCCAGAACAGGAAGACGAUGAGCUGCAUGUUCAAGAUGGUGCAAAAGAAGCUGAAUAUAAUAGAGUAUCUGUCACAAAUUCAAAUGCCAUUGGUGAGAGCAAUGAGGAAUUUCAGCAGCUUGAAGAUAAAAGGCCAGAACAGCCUAUUCAGGAGGAGGAAGAGGAAGAAGAGGCUGAUGACAUUUCACCUGAACAUGAAGAGGUCAACUUACCAGACAUUAGAGAAGCUGAAGAACAGUAUGACAGCGGAAAAGAAUCAUUGCUGGGAAAUACUGCCUCUGGGUCAGUGAAUUCAGGACAGAGCGCCAGCGAAGAUACUGCUGCAGACUCCGCCGAAGGCGCCAGGCGGCGCGCAGGACGCGGGCCCGAGGCAGGCACCGCCGCUUCUCCACAGGGCAGGCUCGGCGAGGCGCUGCCCGCAGCGCGCCAGCUCCUGCGGCAGUUGGUUGCUACCCUGCCUGAGGAAAUUCGCCCUGGGCCUGAUUUCCAUGGACUUCCAUGGGAGCCUGUUAUCAUCACUGCCUUAGUGGGAAUUGCCACACUUGCUAUAAUUUUCUGGAGAACCUGCCUUUCAGUAAAAAGUAGAAUAUAUCAAGUGACUGAGAAGCAACUUGCUGAAAAGAUUAAAAACCUUCUGCAGGAAAAAACAGAAAUCUUAGAGAAGAUCUCAGAAUAUGAUCAAAAGAUAAAGGAAGCAAAGGAAUCUGUGAAAGUGGCCCAAGAACAAAAAGACAUUCUCUCUGAUGAAACUGCAGGGCUUAAGGACACUGUCAAAGAACUGGAAGAAGCAAAUCAUCACCUAGAUGACAAAGUAAAAAAUCUGCACAAAAUGCUUGAAACAGAGAGAAAAAAGAAUGAGAAGAAACAGAACAAAAUCUCUGAAACCCAGAAGUCCUUGGAGAAACUUCAAGAGGCUGUCAGUGUACAUUCUGCAGAGCUUUCAGAGGUGCAGGUAGCCCUUAAUGAAGCUAAACUAAGUGAAGAAAAGGUGAAGGCUGAGCUUCAUCGUGUGCAGGAAGAGAAUGCUCAGCUGAAAAAGAGCAAGGAGCAACUGCUGAAAGAAGCUGAAGGUUGGAGUGAGAGGCAUACUGAGCUCAGUGAGCAGAUCAAACUGUAUCAGAAAACUCAGAAAGACAUAGAAGAAGCACUUGCCUACAAGGAAAAUGAAAUUGAAGUUUUAACUAACUGCAUUAUGCAACUGAAACAGCUUGACAUGGAUUCAGCAGCUGAGGCCAGGAAGGAGGAGGAAGGGCGUGAGUGGAGCCCAGGAGAAGAUCUGGCCAAUGGAGAGUUGCCAGACAAUGAGAGUGAGAAGAUGAAGACUCAGAUUAAGCAGAUGAUGGAUGUCUCCAGGGUAAAAACCAUGUUAUCCUUAGUGGAGGAAGACAGAAACGUCCUGCAAUCCAAACUGAGUGAUGAAGUAGCAGCAAGACAUGAACUGGAAGAGCAAAUCAAAAAAUUAGAGCACGACUCUGGUUCGCUUCAGUCGGCCAAAGCUCGGCUGGAAAAUGAAUGCAAAACUCUACAGCAGAAAGUGGAGAUUCUUGGUGAACUUUACCAACAGAAGGAGAUGGCACUGCAGAAAAAACUAACCCAGGAGGAAUAUGAGCGCCAGGAGAAGGAGCAGAAGUUGUCUGCAGCAGAUGAAAAAGCUGUGCUGGCCAUCGAGGAAGUCAAAGUUUACAAGCAAAGGAUCCAAGAAAUGGAAGAAGAAUUGCAAAAAACAGAGAGAUCUUACAAAAACCAGAUUGCUGCUCAUGAGAAAAAGGCACAUGACAAUUGGCUCAUUGCCCGCUCUGCUGAGAGAGCUCUGGCUGAAGAAAAACGAGAAGCAGCCAACUUGAGACAGAAAUUAAUAGAAGUAAACCAAAAAAUUGCUAUGCUUCAAAGACCAUUAAUUGUAAAGCCAACUCCAGGCAGACCCAAUCGCCAAGUCCCACCCCGACGAGGGCCCUUGAGCAGGGAUGGCUCUUUUGGCCCCUCACCUGUGAGCGGAGGAAAUCCAUCACCCACGCAGAUGAUAGAAGCUCCUGCUCGGCCCCUUUCUGCUCCUCGAAGGGAAGGCUCAAGAGGUGAAUUUGGUUCAGUGGUAGAUGGUCCCCCUGCUCCACGAAGGCCACCAGAGUUACCUGGAAGGAUGUCUGUCCCUGACCUGGGGCCUGCUGUAGCAUCCCUGAUUGUGCCAAGAACCUCCUCCCCUUCCACAGCAGUGGAUGGAGCGCCCUCCCCCCAAGAGUCUGAAGCCUCUUGUGUAGCCACUGCUGCUUCACCUUCUGUUGAACCAGCUACAGCUAAUGCUAUUCCCAAAGGCCCUCCUUCUUUCCCUGGAACACCUAUCAUGACCUCCCCAGCAAUGGGACCUCCACCUCCACCACCACUUCGCUACGGUCCGCCGCCAGCUGCUCUCCGUGGGCACUUUGGGCCUCGACCUCUUCCUGUGCCCCUAGUUCGUGGUGCUCCCUUGCCACCUCCAGCCGCAAGAGAUUUCUUACCCGGCCCACCCUUAGGAAUGAGAGAUCUGCCUCCUGGCCCACUGCCACCUCCUCCAGAUCCAAGAGGCUAUGGACGUGGGCACCCACCUUUUCAACCCCUAGGUCCUCCUGGCCCAAGAGAUUAUCCUCCAGGCCCACGGCUACCCCCACCUGGUGCCAGAGACUAUACACCUUCUCCUAACAGAGACUUGCCUCCAUCAGGCCCUAGGGACUACCCCCCAGGCCCACCACCGCCAGCCUCAAAGGACUACACACAGCCACCCGUGCAGAAACCCUAACUGCAGCCUCUGGUCAGCAGCUCAAGGGAAUGGACCUCAGUGCACUUCCUGCAGUCAGGAUUGUAGGAAAUGGCUCUCUCCUUGAAGCCACUUGUCUCAUUUCAGUAUAUUUCAGCUUUUGCAGGAUUAAUUUUUACCCAGUUGCUACAGACAUCUUAUGUGCAUUUAUGAAUCACCUUAAACUCAUCCAUCCUCUUGGGCUGCAAGAACCUCCUUCUUGGGAUGGACUUGAACCUUCUCUAAACGUGCAAUAGAAAGGAAGUACCUGUGUGGCUAGUUUUAAUUCAAUGUAGCCUCUGUAACCAGUUGGUGAAUGAAACUAAUUUCGUGGAAAAAAAUGUAAAUCAAAUCAUUUCCUGUGGAAAUAAUUUUUAAGUAAAAUGUUCUCUUACUUGCCUUCUCCAUCACAUCAUUGAGCUGCAGUGACUGUAGGCCAGGGCUUUGGGUGAGGACUGGGAGGUAGUUUGGUCUUUGGUUUGGUUUUUUAAAGGUCUGGUCAAGAGAUCAGGAGCACAAAGGACACUGUACUCAAAGGAGACUUAGAAUAAAAAGCAAACCUCCUUUUGCACAACCCUGAA
Molecule: messenger RNA, 6623 nt
Organism: Pogoniulus pusillus (Red-fronted tinkerbird)
Lineage: Eukaryota; Metazoa; Chordata; Aves; Piciformes; Lybiidae
Gene: MIA3
Product: MIA SH3 domain ER export factor 3
Exons: 29
Coding region: 25-6045 (2006 amino acids)
Biological process (GO): protein secretion; endoplasmic reticulum to Golgi vesicle-mediated transport; vesicle cargo loading
Cellular component (GO): endoplasmic reticulum exit site; endoplasmic reticulum membrane
Molecular function (GO): protein binding
Source: RefSeq, a predicted model, not a curated record